UUCUGCGUGUCUACUGCAACUUGGGCUGAAACGCUGAAGACAUUGCAUUUCUGCCUUGACUUCUGGUCCUGGUUGGCUCGCAAUGACGGACGUUCGAUCGCUGCUCAAAGCAAAACGACAGGAAGUACGAGUCAAACACCCGCUAGUGUCAUACACUGCGAGCGGACAGCUACGAUGCAUUGCUUGUGGCAUUGUCAUCAAACAAGGGACGUCGUGGGAUGGACAUGUCGGUAGUAAGGCGCACCGUAUUAACGCAGUGCACCUGAAGGAGCAGCGGCAGCGGCAGGAGAUGGAGCGAGAGGAAGCCCUCCUUCGUCAGAAACGGAAGGCGGACGAAGAGCCAUCAGACGAAGAAAAUACUUCUGAGGACAGCAAAAGACGGAAGGUCGACGGUACUGACGAAGAAGAACGGAUUCCUUCGCCAUCCGGUGCAGCUCCAGUGGCAGAGACACGGUUUCCACAAGGCUUCUUCUCAGACCUCUCGCGGGCACCUCCGCCGUCCUCGUCUCAGGAAUCAGACGAUGAUGAGACGAUGUCCGCGCCUGCGACCGCAGCGCGAUCAGCUAUCGACGAAGAAUGGGAGAAAUUCCAGGCUGCAGUCAUCAACGCCCCCGAUGUGCGAGAGAUGUACGACCGUGCCACAGUCGUCGCAGAGCCCUUUGUUGCUAGCAACGUGCCGGAGGGCUUCCCGUCUUGGGGAGCGGCGCAGGAAGAUGGCACUGGUCCUGCUGAGCGAAGUGCAAUGCUGAACGAGGCAGAGCUAAGGCGAAGGAAGGAGCACGACGAGAGGGAGCUCAUCAUGGAUCGGCUGUUGGAGGAGGAGCGCGCGCAGGAGGAGGCGGACGCAAAGGUCACAAUGCUCAAGUCAAGGUUGGAUGCGCUGAAGAGACAGAGGCAAGCAGCGCGUGCGCAAAGCAAAAGCUAUGCUCAAAAGUAGCAUCCUGUGAACGGUAGAUGCAAAUGUCGUACAUUGAUAUGAAGCAAUCAUCCCGUCCAUUGACCUACGCCUUCGUGAUUG
This is a messenger RNA of Laetiporus sulphureus 93-53, 1018 nucleotides long. RefSeq lists its product as uncharacterized. The coding region runs from base 83 to 937 and encodes 284 amino acids. Gene Ontology annotation, biological process: nuclear DNA replication; mitotic DNA replication checkpoint signaling; mitotic DNA damage checkpoint signaling. Gene Ontology annotation, molecular function: nucleic acid binding; zinc ion binding. The record is from RefSeq and is a predicted model, not a curated record. Gene Ontology annotation, cellular component: spliceosomal complex; nucleus. Lineage: Eukaryota; Fungi; Basidiomycota; Agaricomycetes; Polyporales; Laetiporaceae. The transcript is spliced from 2 exons.